Molecule: messenger RNA, 1477 nt
Organism: Anneissia japonica
Lineage: Eukaryota; Metazoa; Echinodermata; Crinoidea; Comatulida; Comatulidae
Product: thiamine-triphosphatase-like
Exons: 2
Coding region: 36-674 (212 amino acids)
Biological process (GO): dephosphorylation; thiamine diphosphate metabolic process
Molecular function (GO): magnesium ion binding; thiamine triphosphate phosphatase activity
Source: RefSeq, a predicted model, not a curated record
AAUGCACAAUCUACAUCAAGAACUACUACUAGAAAAUGGCCUUAGAAAUUGAGAGAAAGUUUGUAAUUCAUGAAGACAGUGAGACCAAAUUAAUAAAGGCUGGAGCAGUAUUGAAAAAACAUGUAACCUUUACAGACGCGUAUUUCGAUACAAAUAAUUAUGACUUAUCUUUAGCUGAUACAUGGCUUAGAAAAAGGGAUGGGAAAUGGCAACUUAAAAUCCCCCCACGGGAACGUUGCACCAGCUUAACCUGCCAGUACAUGGAGCUAGAUUCUGACAUGGAAAUCGCUUCAUCUUUAUUGCACAAUUUUCCCAUUCUUGCCAACGGUUCUGAAACUGGUGCAACGAUGGUUGAAAUCAGCCAAUGUCUUUCUGAGUUUGCACGGUUUACUACACAUCGAACAAGUUACACAAUCCAUGAUUUCCAUGUGGAUUUUGACAGGACAGAUUUUGGAUUUGAAGUUGGUGAGAUAGAGCUUAUGAAUGAUGAUAUUCAAAGGGAUGACGGUGUUGGCCUACAUCUAAUGGUAGAAAAGGUAGACAAGUUUGCAUCAUCAAUAGAUUUUUCAACCUCAGAACGAGUUAUAGGUAAGGUGGAAGAGUUCUUGCAGAGAUUCAGACCAGAGCAUUAUGGAAAAUUGGUGGCAGCAAACAUCAUGGGCAACACAGUGUAGAGAUGCCUACACUAUUACUUUUUUUUUUUAAAUCAAAUAAUUUUUACAUAUUAUCAUGCUCAAUUAAACAGUUAUAUAACAGGGGCGGAUCCAGAAUUUUAAAAAUGGGGGAGCACAACUUCAGAAUAGGUAAGUGAGUAACACAGUACUGAUAUGCAUUGAAAUUUUUAAAAUGUUAAAACAGACGGGCAUGUGCCCCCCCCCCACCCUACUGGAUCCGUCCCUCAAAAUAAAGCUUUCUGCCAUUACAAGUUUGUUGACAAUUUCACAAAAUUUAUUUUAUUCGUAAAGUGAAUAAAGAUUUCCUAGAUUUUAUUUUUAGAAAGCCCUGCCCACUAGACUAUUAACAUUUUAUUUGACAAAAAACUGUUGUAUACAGUAGUCAUGAUGUUCCUAUACUGGCGCGGAUCAAGGAUUUGAAAGGGUGGGGUUCAAAAUGUUUAAAAAAAAAAAAAAUUAAAAAAGGGGACCUCCACCGGCAAAAUUUUGAUUCCUAGAUGGCCGGAAAUAAGCUUUCCCGACUUCUGGGGUGUUUUUUAAUGGCCUUUUUAAGUUCUUCAAUAAUCAAGGUCUUGGCACGAUUAGCUCCCGAUCCGGAUACUAGGGCUCUCGUGAGAACCAAGCCUUAAUAUUUUGCACUAUGGAGUAAAGUUUACUCCUUGAUUCUUCAGACUAAAGUCCUGUCCACACUAUCAAAUUUGAUUUGACAAAAAGAUGUGACAUACCUAAAUAUCAUCAUGAUAACAUCACAUCAUGACCAUAUAUAGGCACAUCAUGACCAUAUAUAGGCACAUCAUGACCAU